GGGGGGCGGUGGGGUUUCAGCAUAAGAAGAGAGAUAUUUAUAAAAGCAUGCUCUUCAGCAACAAAAGUAUCCCCCAGUAUUACCCCUUUACUUCUGUAACCCAAAAAGCCUUGUGUGUGUCCUGCGGCAGCCAUGAUCAUUCCUUCGAGUUCACCCUUCCAUAUGCUAUCAUGCCUUGUCAUGUUGUUGCUUCUCCCCUUCCCUUCCUUCUCGGCUGACCCCGAUGCACUGCAGGACUUUUGCAUCGCAAACCUGAAUGCCUCAAUAUCAGUUAAUGGCUUCCCUUGCAAACCUGCCUCAGAGGUAACUUCAGAUAACUUCUUCUUUGAUGGAUUCACCAAAGAGGGUAACACAUCAAGCAUCUUCGGAUCACAUAUUACUUCAGGUAAUGUCUUUUCUUUUCCAGGGCUAAAUACUCUUGGGAUAUCAAUGAACAGAGUGGACUUUGCCCCUGGAGGUAUGAAUCCACCCCACUCUCACCCUCGUGCGAGUGAGACCGGGGUGGUCAUUAAAGGGAAGCUGCUGGUGGGGUUUGUGACAACAGGGAACGUGUAUCACUCUAAGGUCUUGAGUGCUGGGGAGAUGUUUGUGAUUCCUCGGGGACUCGUACACUUUCAGAAAAAUGUUGGAAAAAAGAAGGCCCUUGCCUUCACGGCUUUCAACAGUCACUGGGCAGGCUCUGUGGUCCUUCCCUUGAACAUCUUUGCUUCGAAACCGUCAAUUCCAGACCACGUGCUAACAAAGGCGUUCCAGGUAGAAGAAGAUAUCAUCCAUACUAUAAAGUCCAAGUUCAGUUCAUGAGCUAAUCAAGCCUUUCAGAUUGUCUCCUCUCUUUACCUUGAGAUUAUUGUACUUUUUUAUUUGAGGUUUGCCUGCCUCGUGCCUCCCGUAAUCCAUUCUUGGGGUGAUAUUCAGGCUGUUUAUCUGUGUUAUACAGACUAAUUAUACUUCAAUUUCUCAA
Molecule: messenger RNA, 961 nt
Organism: Carya illinoinensis
Lineage: Eukaryota; Viridiplantae; Streptophyta; Magnoliopsida; Fagales; Juglandaceae
Product: germin-like protein subfamily T member 2
Exons: 1
Coding region: 133-801 (222 amino acids)
Cellular component (GO): cell wall
Molecular function (GO): manganese ion binding
Source: RefSeq, a predicted model, not a curated record